AUGGACGAGGAGCUGCUCCGCCUCGGCGAUCUGACGGGCCAGAACAUCGGCCGCAUCGCGCUCCCGCUCCCAGGCUUGGGCCGCCGCGCGCAGGCGUGCCUGGCCCUCCGCGGCAGCGGCCCGGGCGGUGACGAGAGCCGCUGCGAGGGCGGAGUCCGGUGGAGGCGCUGCGUGAAACGGCAGAGGAGGCGGGGCGGGAAAUGGAGAGCCACCCGCGCUGGCCCUGGAAUUCAGCAGCAGCAGCGGCUUGGCGUCGUCGUGGAGGCCCAGCAGCCUGCUGAUUUUAAAUUUGAGGAGUAUGAUGCUGUGAAAAGAUGCUAUCCUCAUGGAUUUCAUGGAGUUGACAGAUUUGGCAGGCCUCUAUAUAUCGAACGGGUUGGCUUGGUGGAUCUCAAACAAGAGAAAACUAUAUCUUUGAGAUAUCCUGUUUGCUCACUUGUGGCUAAAAGGCACAUAGCCUCGACAACAGCCAUAUUCAAUGUGAAAGGACUGGGGUUGAAUAACUUUUCAAAAUCUGCAAGGGAGAUGUUCGCAGAGAUCCAAAAGAUCGAUAGCAAUUACUACCCAGAGACAUUAAAUCAACUUUAUAUAAUUAAUGCUGGAACUGGAUUUAGAGCACUGUGGAAAGUAUUGAAAGCAUUCAUGGAGUCAAGAACGUUAGCAAAGGUUCAGGUUCUGGGGACCAAUUACCUUAACACAGUAUUAGAAGCUGUUGACCCAAGCAAUUUACCAGACCUUUUAGGCGGAACAUGCGCUUGUCCAACAGGAGGAUGCUUAUUCCAAGAUAAAGGACCCUGGACUGACCCAGAAAUGAUUCGUGCUUCUAAGGAAGCAUUUGGUAAAGGUCAGAAGUCUUUCAAUGAAUUGACUGCCACAAUUGCCUGUGAAAGCUUUACAGGUUGUCAGCAGCCUUCCGCAAAACAAGUAGAUUCCACUUCUCGUAAGAAAAGAACUCUUGGCAUGUUGUUAAAAGAUGACCAGGUUGGAAUUGAUACAGGUGAAAAUAUUUUGCGGAAACAAGUCGAUGAACAGAUCUCGGAGAAGAUCCGAGAACUUGAACACUGCACUGCUCAGAGUAAUGAGACCCUGCAGACACUAAUAUGUAAGCAACAAGAACUCACUGGUCACAUCGAACAGCUGAGGAAAAUCCUUCGGGAUGGCAUGGGUGCAGAUAUGAAAGGCGACACACAAGACACAAAACUCAAAGUUUCAUGA
Messenger RNA from Miscanthus lutarioriparius, 1215 nucleotides. NCBI's taxonomy places the organism in Eukaryota, Viridiplantae, Streptophyta, Magnoliopsida, Poales, Poaceae. The record is from the annotation of a GenBank genome assembly.